Messenger RNA from Lotus japonicus, 1779 nucleotides. RefSeq lists its product as uncharacterized. Bases 105 to 1514 code for a protein of 469 amino acids. Lineage: Eukaryota; Viridiplantae; Streptophyta; Magnoliopsida; Fabales; Fabaceae. Gene Ontology annotation, biological process: chromatin remodeling; regulation of transcription by RNA polymerase II; box C/D snoRNP assembly. The record is from RefSeq and is a predicted model, not a curated record. The transcript has 2 exons. Gene Ontology annotation, molecular function: DNA helicase activity; ATP binding; ATP hydrolysis activity. Gene Ontology annotation, cellular component: R2TP complex; Ino80 complex; NuA4 histone acetyltransferase complex.
UAAAGUCUAAUAAAAUCCAGCAGACACAGCACACUCCACCCAAACUCUCAAAACCCUAACAAUUAACAAAAACCCUUUCUCCGUAUCCCUCUUCCGCCGCGACCAUGGCGGAGCUCAAGCUCUCGGAGAGCCGCGACCUCACACGCAUAGAGCGCGUCGGCGCCCACUCCCACAUCCGCGGCCUCGGCCUUGACUCCUCCCUCGAGCCACGCGACGUCUCCGAAGGCAUGGUCGGCCAGGUCUCCGCCCGCAAAGCCGCCGGCGUCAUCCUCCAGAUGAUUAAGGACGGCAAAAUCGCCGGUCGCGCCGUCCUCCUCGCCGGCCAGCCUGGAACCGGCAAGACCGCCAUCGCCAUGGGUAUGGCCAAGUCCCUCGGCCUCGAAACCCCCUUCGCCAUGAUCGCCGGCAGCGAGCUCUUCUCGCUUGAGAUGUCGAAGACUGAGGCUCUCACACAGGCCUUCCGUAAGGCCAUUGGUGUUCGCAUCAAGGAGGAGACCGAGGUCAUCGAGGGUGAGGUUGUGGAAGUCAACAUUGACCGUCCUUCAGUCUCCGGAGCUGCCGCGAAGACCGGGAAGCUGACGCUGAAGACGACGGAGAUGGAGACGGUGUAUGAUCUCGGCGCUAAGAUGAUUGAGGCGCUUGGGAAGGAGAAGGUGACUGGUGGUGAUGUUAUUGCCAUUGACAAGGCUUCAGGGAAGAUUACAAAGCUGGGAAGGUCGUUCUCUCGGUCGAGGGAUUUCGACGCGAUGGGGCCGCAGGUGAAGUUUGUGCAGUGCCCUGAUGGAGAGUUGCAGAAGAGGAAGGAGGUCGUGCAUUGCGUCACUCUUCAUGAGAUUGAUGUUAUCAAUAGCAGAACACAGGGAUUUCUGGCUCUUUUCACUGGUGAUACCGGUGAAAUUCGCGCAGAAGUCAGAGAGCAAAUCGAUACCAAAGUGGCAGAGUGGAGAGAAGAAGGAAAAGCAGAGAUUGUGCCAGGUGUUCUUUUCAUUGAUGAGGUGCACAUGCUUGACAUAGAAUGCUUUUCAUUCCUCAAUCGAGCUCUAGAGAAUGAGAUGUCUCCCAUAUUAGUUGUUGCUACCAACAGAGGCAUCACCACUAUUCGAGGCACAAAUUACAAAUCCCCACACGGGAUUCCCAUUGAUUUACUUGACCGACUCCUCAUCAUCUCCACUCAACCUUAUACUGAGGAUGAUAUUCGCAAGAUUCUGGAUAUCAGAUGCCAAGAGGAAGAUGUAGAUUUGACUGAAGGUGCAAAGCGGUUGUUAACCAAAAUAGGUGUAGAAACAUCCUUGAGAUAUGCUAUUCAUCUAAUCACAGCUGCUGCAUUGGCAUGCCUAAAGCGAAAGGGGAAGACAGUAGAGUUGGAAGAUAUAAACCGGGUUUACAAUCUGUUCUUGGAUGUCAAAAGAUCGACACAGUACUUGAUGGAAUAUCAAAGUCAGUACAUGUUCAGUGAAACAGGAGAAGUUGAUGAAGAUGAUGCAAAUGUUAAUGCUAAUGCUAUGGUCUCCUAAAAUUAGCGAAUUUCAGCUUGAGAGUUUGUAAUUAUCUGCUCAGUCGGCAAUUUAUUGCAUGAGGCCUGUGCACUUGACUUGAGUUUGAUAUCAAUCAUCAGCUGUUUUCUGUGGUUUAACUGCAAUAUCUAUUUUAUGCAUGUGAGAGGCUGUAAUGUAUUUGUGUUACUACUGAACUUUUCCCUGACUCGGUUCUCUUUUGUUAUUUUUUAUUUUGCUGUGUCAUGCGUGCUUAUCAAGCCCAAUUCAUUGUAAUUUUUAGGUA